Messenger RNA from Serpula lacrymans var. lacrymans S7.9, 1380 nucleotides. RefSeq lists its product as uncharacterized. The record is from RefSeq and is a predicted model, not a curated record. Lineage: Eukaryota; Fungi; Basidiomycota; Agaricomycetes; Boletales; Serpulaceae. The coding region runs from base 1 to 1380 and encodes 459 amino acids. The transcript has 3 exons.
AUGCCUGGCCCAGCAGUUUAUGUGGUUGCCGUAGUAGUUGGCUUGGGUGCUUGCGUUAUGUUCAAGGACUUCGUCUACGAGCCACACAUCGCACCAACUCUCGAGCGGUGGGCGCAAGAUUUCGUUGAAAGGCGUAGAGCUAGACGUCAAAGGGAGCAAGUACCUGUUUCUGUAUCAGUAAACCCUGGUCCAUCCACGAGGAGGGCUCGCAGCAACGACGGCGACAGUGGAGCCGAAGGCGGAUCUGUAUAUGAGUUAGAGGGGCUGAUCUCUCGCGAGGUUGACGAGUGGAGGAAUAAAGUCGACAGGAGUCAGAAUCAGCUAAGAUUUAGAAACAACGCUGCUUCAGAAGCAGAGCGAUAUAGCUUUUCCAGUAACACCCUUGACGAGUCCAUCGCUUCUCUGCCCUACACCCCCAUCGUGCCAACGCACGUAGUUAGCAAUGAUUCGUCCCCAAUGACGGCUACGCUUUCUGAUUUGCACGAUGUCUUCGUUCCCACCACAAGUGGGGAGGAUACCACACCAUGGGACUUACAUAUUGGUUCUUCGUCAUUAUCGCGCACUGUGGCUCCUUCGGAUGACCAUCGCGCACAAUCGCAGCCGUCUGCAGUGCCUCCCCCUUCUCUCAUGCCGUCAGUGCGCUCACCGUUGUCCCAGACGCCCGUCAUCCCCUCGCGAGCGUCUACAUUAACGCCUACCUCGGCAGCUGCGCAAACUGUGUUGCCGAUGGGUUCACAGCCUAUCAUUCUGUCACCAGCGCCGAUAAUAGCCUCGCCAUCCGCAGGUUAUCCUGCCUAUGUUAACAGCCCGCAUGACAACCCUUUCGAGUCUCCCUUUGAUGCUGCCGUGUCGCCUUCGACUCCACGAUCGCCAGGUCGAACUUUUUCGCAAUCUCCAGAAAUACUUUUCCGUAGCUCUCCUUCUCCACCUUUGGAUUCUUUGCAACGUACUCCUCCCCAAUACCUUGGUUCACUAUCUGAGCGAUAUCCGGCACCUGUCUCGCCACCCAUAGAGAUAUACACCCCAGUCCAUUCGCCGAUAGAGCUCGUGUCACCACCCUCAACAAGAUCUGGCACACCUCCUGUUGAUAUAUUUAUGCCGAUGUCUCCUGGUGCAGAAACCUUUUCUGAUUUUCUCUCUCCUACGAUGUCUUCUGUAGACUUCCUCUCUGCUGCGGAGGAGUGGGAAGAAGAUUCAGACGAUGAGGAUCUGUCUGUUCGCUCACCUUCGCCAGAAGCCUCACCUAGACACAAUAGUAAUUCGGCAUCGUUACUAUGGAGUGAGUAUCACCACCCCUCUGGUAGCGACGAUGGACACGAGGGUAGUGUGAGCGAAGGUAGCGAGACGUCAAGUUGGGCAAGCGUCCCGCCUCGCCGUUGA